Messenger RNA from Ceratotherium simum simum (southern white rhinoceros), 1369 nucleotides. It is a transcript of the gene SH3GL1, whose product is annotated as SH3 domain containing GRB2 like 1, endophilin A2. Gene Ontology annotation, molecular function: protein binding. Gene Ontology annotation, cellular component: glutamatergic synapse; cytoplasm; presynapse. The record is from RefSeq and is a predicted model, not a curated record. Lineage: Eukaryota; Metazoa; Chordata; Mammalia; Perissodactyla; Rhinocerotidae. Gene Ontology annotation, biological process: synaptic vesicle uncoating.
GGAAGUGUGCAGUUGCCAUGUAAUAUCCUGGCCGCGCGGGCGCGCGAGUGGCUGAGGCGGCGCCGGGGCGGGCGCGGAGCUGGCGAGAGGGCGGCGGAGGCGGCGCUGACCGUGGCCGCGGAGGUGCGCGGGGGGUUGGCGGCGCCCGGAAGCCUGUCGCUUGAGCGGUCCCUCCGCUUCGCGGGGUCCGGGCGGGAGGCCCGACGGCGGGAGGCAGCAUGUCGGUGGCGGGGCUGAAGAAGCAGUUCUACAAGGCGAGCCAGCUGGUCAGUGAGAAGGUUGGAGGGGCUGAAGGGACCAAGCUUGACGAUGACUUCAAAGAGAUGGAGAAGAAGGUGGACGUUACCAGCAAAGCUGUGACCGAAGUGCUGGCCAGAACCAUCGAGUACCUGCAGCCCAACCCAGCCUCGCGGGCCAAGCUGACGAUGCUCAACACAGUGUCCAAGAUCCGCGGGCAGGUGAAGAACCCUGGCUACCCGCAGCCGGAGGGCCUGCUGGGCGAGUGCAUGGUCCGCCACGGGAAAGAGCUGGGCGGCGAGUCUAACUUCGGCGACGCCCUGCUGGACGCGGGCGAGUCCAUGAAGCGCCUGGCCGAGGUGAAGGACUCCCUGGACAUAGAGGUCAAGCAGAACUUCAUCGACCCCCUCCAGAACCUGUGCGACAAGGACCUGAAGGAGAUCCAGCACCACCUGAAGAAGCUGGAGGGACGCCGCCUGGACUUCGACUACAAGAAGAAGCGGCAGGGCCGCAUCCCGGACGAGGAGCUGCGGCAGGCCAUGGAGAAGUUCGAGGAGUCCAAGGAGGUGGCCGAGACCAGCAUGCACAACCUCCUGGAGACCGACGUCGAGCAGGUGAGCCAGCUCUCUGCCCUGGUGGACGCCCAGCUGGACUACCACCGGCAGGCCGUGCAGAUCCUGGACGAGCUGGCCGACAAGCUGAAGCGCAGGAUGCGAGAAGCCUCUUCACGCCCCAAACGGGAAUACAAGCCCAAGCCCCGGGAGCCCUUCGAGCUUGGAGAGCCCGAGCAGUCCAACGGGGGCUUCCCCUGCGCCACAGCCCCCAAGAUCACAGCCUCGUCAUCCUUCCGAUCUUCAGACAAGCCCAUCCGGACCCCCAGCAGGAGCAUGCCGCCAUUGGACCAGCCGAGCUGCAAGGCCCUGUACGACUUUGAGCCCGAGAACGACGGGGAGCUGGGCUUCCGCGAGGGCGACAUCAUCACGCUGACCAACCAGAUCGACGAGAACUGGUACGAGGGCCUGCUCCACGGCCAGUCGGGCUUCUUCCCGCUCAGCUACGUGGAGGUGCUGGUGCCUCUGCCGCAGUGACGCGCCGCCGCCCCGGCCACGUCUCCUCCGUGCCACUCGCCCCG